AUGGAAGAGCUUCGGGGAACUCUACUCCAUGGCAUGAGCGCACCAGAAAGACUUGCGAUCACUCCUGAUUUUAUUCAGCAAGUACAGAACAUGAGUUGCGAAGAUCUACUUGAAGAUGUAAAACAUAUGGCAGAUGGAGAAAUAAGUGAAGAUAGUGAACUUACAAAUGACGUGCCAAAGGAAUCAGAAACAGUAGAAGAGUCCUGUUACAUCGGCCCAGAUCCAGAAUGCAGGCGUGUGCUCUUCAGACUUGGUGGGCAAAGUCCUUUGGUCUCCUAUUACCUGAAAAUGCACGAAAUACCCAAUGCUGCAUCAUAUUCCUUGACUUGCAAGAUUAAUCGUACGGAAGUUUACGAACUGCCAUAUCCUUUUUAA
Molecule: messenger RNA, 375 nt
Organism: Nothoprocta perdicaria
Lineage: Eukaryota; Metazoa; Chordata; Aves; Tinamiformes; Tinamidae
Gene: FAM227B
Product: family with sequence similarity 227 member B
Exons: 4
Coding region: 1-375 (124 amino acids)
Source: RefSeq, a predicted model, not a curated record